AUGGAUUAUCUGGAUGCCCUAUCAGAUGAUGGCUUGAAACCCCCGGAGGAUGCUGGAGGUCUUCCUAGAUGGAAGAACCAAGACGCAGGAGACAGCAAGUCGCUGGAGGCAGCCCAACUUCUGGACAAGAUGCUGAGUGACCUGGAGAGACGCCGUGAGAUGAAACGAAUGGCUGUGCUGAAGACUGAGUUUCCCGGAGGAAGCAGUGGCUCCAUGGCAGCCUCUGUGGCAGGAAGGGAGGCGAUGCCAGGCACAGGCCCAGGAGGUGAGGGUGCUGGGAUAGCUUUUCCAGCAGCUGGGAUGGAAGAUGGUUUGGAACCCUUGGGAGCCUCUGCAGGUGUGUCUGCAGGGAGGACUUUUCAAGCUCCAGGUCUGGUUGCUGCACCCAAGCCCAGCUCCCAUGGCAGGGGUCCUCUGAGAGGGAGGAAAAAAGCUACAAAACAGGAUAUGGACCAAAAAGGUUUGCGGAAGGCAGCACUUCCUGGAGGAAGUGAUGGCUCAGUGCCAGCCACCGAUGCACAAAGAGAGGAGAUGCCAGACAGUGCCACAGAAGACGUUAUCAAUGAAACAGGAAUAUAUGCCCCGGAUCCAGUGCGCUUCCCAAGAAUUGUCUGCCCCCAGGAUGUGCGCAGGACCUGCAUGAUAGGCACGGUGGUGACAGUGAUCACUGUGCCACUUGUGCUGAUAGGCUGCUAUCUUGGCAUUCGAAAGCUGUACGAGCACAGACGUGCUUUUUCCAGUUAUUUGAUAUAGUCAGUGAUGGCCUAAGUAUCCCAUGGCUGAAUUAAAAGACUACGCAGAUGCAAACCGGUAUGAUUCCAUUAAAAAAGCUGGAAAGCAGCUCCUGGAGAAGAGGGCAUACAUCUGUUCCCACCCUCUGGACAGGACCUUCUGAUUCCUCCCUGAGAGCAGGCACUCAUGAAUGUCAGUCAGGGAGGAAUUUGCUGCAGUUCCAGAAUGUGGCAUCUUAAAAGCAUCUGCUAUUUAAUGUCUUUUCUGAAAGUAACUGUGUAGAAUAAAAUUUCUU
Messenger RNA from Passer domesticus (house sparrow), 1027 nucleotides. RefSeq lists its product as uncharacterized. Lineage: Eukaryota; Metazoa; Chordata; Aves; Passeriformes; Passeridae. The record is from RefSeq and is a predicted model, not a curated record. The transcript is spliced from 10 exons. Bases 1 to 753 code for a protein of 250 amino acids.